AUGGUCAUCUUCGUAGAAGAAUUUAGCAAGCUCUACUCCAAACUGGAGAAUCACCUCCACCACCAAUCUGAAGCCUUAUCGGCUUCUCUACAGGCUUUUCAAUCCGAUGUUUCGAAUUACAUAAACCAGUUGUGGGUAGAUUCGAGAUCCGGAUCAGAGAUCCUGUCCUUGCCUUGGGUUCUCCAAUGUCUAGGCCUUCUACCCGCCAUCAACAAAGCUUUUGCAAAGCUAAUUGUGGAUAUUGAUUACCCCGUUGGUAACUGGGAAGUUGCUGCUGUGGAUGAAUAUCUAAGCUGCAGCUUGAGUUUGCUGGAGCUUUUCAAUUCCAUUGCUUCCUCUCUUGCAUAUCUUGGCCAAGCUCGGCUUCCGCUAGCUCAUGCUUUGAGCCUUGUGGAGAAUUCACCAUCUUCGGCAAUAGAGCAUCUGAAACCAAUUCAGCCAAGAAGUCUCGACAAGGAUUUCGGGAAAGGUGAAACUAAGGAAGAUGGAAAAGAAAAGAUUUACUCUGGCAAGGAAUGGGUUAUUCAUGAAGCUUUAAUAGCCAUGAAGAGCAUAGGAUUCUGGGUAUGUGGGAUUGUGCUGUCUGGUUUAUGCAGUGAUGGUAAUCCAUACUUGGAGAUGAGAAAAUCGGUUGAUGGGUUGGUUUUUUCAUCAUUUGUUGAAUUGGAUUCAAGUCUAUACGAGAUUAUUAUGGAGAAAGGGGCAGUCUUAAAGGAGAUAAAGGAAUUGAACGAUGCAGUGGCUUGCCUUCUUGCUGCCUUGGCCACUGGGAAACACAGCGAAGCAGCUGAAGAAUUGCAAGGAAAGUUGGAGAUAUCAGAGAAACUAUUGGAGCAAUUGCAGAAGGAGGUGGAUCGUCUCUUCUCUGAGGUAUUAGAUGGAAGAAAUAAAAUGGUCGAUUGCCUUCGAGACCGGAAGCAUUAG
Molecule: messenger RNA, 924 nt
Organism: Carya illinoinensis
Lineage: Eukaryota; Viridiplantae; Streptophyta; Magnoliopsida; Fagales; Juglandaceae
Product: protein BPS1, chloroplastic-like
Exons: 1
Coding region: 1-924 (307 amino acids)
Source: RefSeq, a predicted model, not a curated record